Myodes glareolus (Bank vole) is the source of this 1412-nucleotide messenger RNA. RefSeq names its product 40-kDa huntingtin-associated protein. Gene Ontology annotation, cellular component: early endosome. NCBI's taxonomy places the organism in Eukaryota, Metazoa, Chordata, Mammalia, Rodentia, Cricetidae. The record is from RefSeq and is a predicted model, not a curated record. Gene Ontology annotation, molecular function: protein binding. Gene Ontology annotation, biological process: vesicle cytoskeletal trafficking.
AUGGCAGGCGGGCAAGCCGCGCUGCAGGCGCUCGGCGAUGCCGCCUCCUGCCAGCUGCUGGCGCGCGACUACACCGGCGCCCUGGCGCUCUUUACACGUAUGCAACGUCUGGCACUGGAGCACGGCGGCCACCCGGUGCAGCACCCCGAGCCUCCUGGGCCCCAACCGCCCCCGCCGGGAUCCCAGCAGAGACCUGGCUCGGCCCCGACCCUGCCCCUCCCGCUGCUUCCGGACCAAGCCCCAGGUUCUGCUGCGCCCUCUCCCCGCACACUGGGGGCCUUCGCAGACAUCCUUGUCAGGUGCGAGGUGUCCCGCGUGCUGCUGCUGCUGCUCCUGCAACCACCGCCCGCCAAGUUGCUGCCCGAGCAUGCCCAGACCCUGGAGAAGUACUCCUGGGAGGCUUUUGACAGCCACGGCCAGGAUAGCAGCGGCCAGCUUCCCGAGGAGCUGUUUCUGCUAUUGCAGUCCCUGGUCAUGGCUGCCCACGAAAAGGACACGGAAGGCAUCAAGAAGCUGCAGGUGGAGAUGUGGCCGCUGCUGACUGCUGAGCAGAACCACCUCCUUCACCUUGUUCUGCAGGAAGCCGUCUCCCCCUCGGGCCAGGGGGUCUGAAAAGUCACCUGAACCAAACAACCUUUCCUCCUGGUACCGACUUGUUUCAUCUUUGGGGACAGGUGAUGGGAGAUCUUGUGUUCUUGCUUUUAUUUUUUUCUCUAUUCUAUUGCCACCAUGGUAGUUUAGCUGUGCUUGCCUAGCUUGUUACAUAAAUUAAUGUCCUCCAGGUCCAUGCAUACUGCCUCAAACGAGGUAAAUUCAUCCCAUCUUAAGGCUGAAUGAGACUGCACUGUGUAACAAUCUGCUUUCUCUAUGCGCUGGUCAGUUGCUGAAUACUGUGUUGAUUCAUUUUCCUGGUUGUUAUAAGUAUAGAGACAAUAAACAUGGAAGGACAGGUGUUAAAGCAACAACAACAACAAAAAACCAAGAGUCUGAUAUGGGGUAAAGACCUAGAAGAUCGGAGAACCAGGAGUCAGUUGCUUCCUUCCUUUCUCGUUCCUCGGUUGGAAAGGGCUGAGGUCCCGUCUCCACAGUGCUGGGAUUAAAGGCCUGUGCCACCACUUCCGGCUUCGGUGGUUAACUAGUGGCUAGCUCCGCCCUCUGAUCUUGUCAGAACACAAAAUAUCACACAACCAAAAUGGACUCUGAUUGUAUGUCCCUACCGAACUGCACGCCUAAGAUCCAAAUGUGGCUGGGUGUGUGAUUAUUUGCCUUUAACCCUAGCAUUGGAAAGGCAGCAUGGAGUACCUUUACUGUGAGGCUAGCCUGAUCUACAUAAGGCGUUCCAAGCAAGCCUGAACUACAUAGGGAGACCCUGUCUCAAAAACAAAAUAAAUUUCAUGUGUAUUUCACCAAAA